Messenger RNA from Entrophospora sp. SA101, 807 nucleotides. The record is from the annotation of a GenBank genome assembly. Lineage: Eukaryota; Fungi; Glomeromycota; Glomeromycetes; Entrophosporales; Entrophosporaceae.
AUGACAAUAACGGCAGUAACGGACGAUAAAGAUACUUACAAUGAUGAAAGAAAACAAGAGCAUGGUAUUUGUACAAAGUGUGCCAGAUAUAAUACAUCAAAGGCACGAUGCAAAUCGUGCGAUCCAAAUCCUGAGGAUGUUAAUGAAGAACCACUAGAGGAUCCUGAUAAUCAAUUUGAAAUUGAAUUACCUCAUGAAAGAGAAGAGGAUGAGGAGCCACCAGAUGCUGAUAAACCUAAUGGAGAAGAAGAAGAAGAACCACCAGAGGAUAUUGACGGUCAAUUUGGAAUGGAAUUACCUGAUAAGAUCGAUGAAGAACCACCAGAGGAUAUUGAUGGUCAAUUUGGAAUGGAAUUACCUGAUAAUAUCAAUGAAGAACCACCAGAGGAUAUUGAUGGUCAAUUUGGAAUGGAAUUACCUGAUAAGAUCGAUGAAGAACCACCAGAGGAUAUUGACGGUCAAUUUGAAAUGAAAUUACCUGAUGAUAUCAAUGAUGAACCACCAGAAGAUAUUGACGGUCAAUUUGAAAUGAAAUUACCUGACAAUAUCAAUGAUGAUAUUAGCAAUGAUGAGCCAGCAGAGGAUAUUGACAAUCAAUUUGAAAUGAAAUUACCUGAUAAUACUAAUGAUGAUAUUAAUGAUGAAGAACCACCAGAGGAUAUUGACAAUCAAUUUGUAAUGGAACUACCUGAUAUUAAUGAUGAUGAACCACCAGAGGAUAUUGAUAAUCAAUUUUCAAUAGAAUUACCAACUAAUCAUGAUAUUGAAGAACAAGUUGAUGAGGAUGAUAAACCUCCAGGUUGGUAG